Messenger RNA from Styela clava, 3716 nucleotides. Its product is annotated as chromosome transmission fidelity protein 18 homolog. The record is from RefSeq and is a predicted model, not a curated record. Gene Ontology annotation, molecular function: ATP hydrolysis activity; ATP binding. NCBI's taxonomy places the organism in Eukaryota, Metazoa, Chordata, Ascidiacea, Stolidobranchia, Styelidae.
GCAUAUUAUAUAUUUAUUAUUUCUAAAACGUCAGAAAGUGGGUACAAGGUAGACUACUUGCAGUACAGUAGUAAUUCCCUUGUUGAGUAAUAUUGAUCAUGGAUUUUGAUCCAUACUUGGAAUUCCAGCAAGAAGAUGCAUUUGAGGACCAAUAUGCAGACGAACUGGACGUACUUAAUGAGAUGGAAGGUCUUCCUCAAGAAGCAACUUCAUCUUCAAACUUGAAUGUUAUCAAAGAAAGACCAGAUGGUCAUCGUCGGCAGCUGUUUGAUGAUUCUGGUCCAUCUAUCCCAUCAUCCAGCGGGAAACAUGAUUUAAGUUUUGAUCACCUCAACAAUGAUUUGUUGAUUGACGAAGAGAUGUAUUCUAAAUCACCUGACCAUAAAAGAGCAAGAAUGGAUAUUGAUAUUGAUGAUAAUUAUAAUUAUUACAACAAGAAAAAACAUAACUUGCCAACAACACUAGAUGAAGAUAAAGAUGUUAUGUUAUUGAGAAAGGAAAUUCAAAAAGAAAACAGUGGGGCCAGCUCACCUGCUAUGAUUGAUAAAAUACUUCGAUACAGAGAAAAACGACACCUAGAUGCACAAGAGUUUAUUCAUCAGGGCAGCGAAAAAAAUUCAUCAUCUGAAAAACUUCAGUUGAGAAAGGUUCUUCAAUAUCCACCCGUGCAUAGUGAAUUCAUGUCAGCUACAUCGUCUGAUGGACAACGCUGUUAUAUGAGGAUCAGAUCAGAUGAAAAACUGAAGAAGGAGUCUAUAUCCAACUGUACUUUGAUUGGAAACAAAUCUCUCCUUCCUGAAAGUAUAUCAGAAAUGAGACAGAUGAUUCAAGUUAUGAAAGAAAAGAAAAUACUGUCAGAAUCACAUCGACUAACGGAAGAAAUCAGGAGACAGAAUCUACUCACUACUACUUCAGAUGUUGUUGUUCAUAACACAGAUGAAAUAAUGGAAGAUUCUGAACAAACCACGAACAUAAUUCAACGCAAACAAAUUGUGAGAUCGGAAGAGGAUAUUGAUGAAGGAAUUUACAGUGAGGAUGAAUCACAAAAAAAUGAUCUAUGGUUGGAUAAAUUUGCACCUACUCAAUAUACUCAUCUGUUGAGUGAAGAGAAUGUUAACAGAACUCUUUUGAAAUGGUUGAAGUUAUGGGAUCAUGUUGUAUUCGGUCGUGAAAUUCAACAGAAAGAAAAGAAACAGGAACCGGAUAUGAAUAAUCAAAACAAUAAAAAAUCAUAUUUUCAAAUUAAAAAAGAAAUGGAAGAGAGAUUGGAUGAAUAUAAACGACCAUUCUUUAAAGCUGCUUUAUUGUUUGGGCCUCCUGGUCUUGGAAAAACAACGCUAGCUCAUAUUAUUGCGAAACAUGCUGGUUACCAUGUUGUGGAAAUGAAUGCAAGUGAUGACAGAAGUGCGGAAUUAUUCAAAACAAAACUAGAACAAACGACCCAAAUGAGAUCAGUUCUUGGAAAUGAUGAACGGCCCAAUUGUUUAAUCAUUGAUGAAAUUGACGGUGCACCUCUGGCAGCCAUAAAUGUUCUCCUAACUGCAAUGAGUAGAACAAGAAAAAAAGAACAAAUAAAAGGAUCAAAAAAGAAAGCAGGACGGAAUGAAAUUCUAAUGCGUCCUGUUAUCUGUAUUUGUAAUGAUUUAUAUGUACCAGCAUUACGACAACUUCGUCAACAAAGUUUUGUUCUCAAUUUUCCUCCAACACAAUCAGCAAGAUUGGCAAGUCGCUUGUCUCAGUUGUGUCGAAUACAAAGACUGCAUUGUGAUAUGACGACAUUGUUAAGGUUAUGUGAGAAAGCAGACAACGAUAUUCGUUCUUGCAUUAAUACUCUACAAUUCGCUAAAACUUCUGGACAAAACAAGUUAUCAGUCGACACCGUCAAAGGCUUAGAAAUUGGUCAAAAAGAUCAGCAUAAAAAUAUUUUUAAAGUGUGGCAAGAUAUAUUUCAACUACCGAAAAACAAAAGAAAACUAGAAAAGGACGCAGAAGCAGCCCAACUUUCAUCAGACAUUGCAGGAAAGAAAUCAAGUAUUUUAUCAACACGAUUAUACACAAUUCAUCAUUUAGUAUCUGCCAAUGGAGACUAUGAAAAGACUUUUCAGGGUGUCCAUGAACAUUACCUCAAAAUGAAAUUCAAAGAUCACGAUAUGAUGUGUAUAAAUAAAGCACAAGAAUGGACUCAGUUUUAUGAUCAUCUACUGAAAAUUAAUCUGCAACUUCAGGAAUGGUCUGUGAUGCGUUAUUAUCCGUAUUUAUUCGUCUUAUUUCAUAUGAUGUUCGCAUGCGUCAAUGUACCCCGACUCGGCUUCCCAAGUGUGAGUUUUGAGAAUACAAAAAGGAAACAAAAAUGUGAAAAUUUAUUAGAAAGUAUGUUUGUUGAGAUGGUUCCAUAUGCAAGAUGCUUUACAACAGCACAGACUGCAAUUUUGGAUUCAAUACCUUACAUCCUAGCUAUUAUGACGCCUACUAUUCGUCCAGUGAACCAACAAUUGUUCAGUCCAGCUGAAAAGAAAUUAUUAAAGGAUUUAGUAUCAACCAUGUUAUCUUACAAUCUAUCAUAUAGACAGGAGAGGAAUGAAGAUGGACAAUAUAACUAUGUUCUUGAACCGAAUGUGGCAGAAAUUUGUGAAUUUGAAGGAUGCCAAGAAAAACGUAAAUUACCUUAUUCUACUCGACAAAUGAUCGCAAAAGAAGUUGAAAUGGAGAAAAUGAGAAGAAGUGAACACAUGAUGGAAGGAUUGACUUUAUCACAAACUGAACAGAAAUCAGACAUAUCUAAUGAAGACAAAACAUCUUCCAGCAAGAAGGAAAGUGAUAAAGUUCCAUCGAAGUCUACCAAGACACCAAAUCAUUUGCAAAGUUUGGAAAAUAGUAUUAUGAAGGCUUCACUUCCAAAGGAAAAGCCUGUAAUGGAUUUCUUCAGUCGAUUCAAGAAAGUGAAAAAAGUGAGAACUAACGAAGAUAAACCUCGAGAACCUGCCAUUCGUGACCCUGGAAUCGGAAACAGUCAAAUCUGGUAUAAAUUUAACGAAGGAUUCUCAAACGCUGUUCGACAAACUGUAUACAUAAAAGACUUUUUGUGAAACUCAACUUCGUCAAACCGACGAAUUGCCAAUGAAGUUUUUGCCGACUUAGUGAACAAAGGAUUAGCCGAAAAAAAAGAAAUGGAAAAAAUAUAGUUGCAAGUCAUAUAUCAGCCUAGACCUGACUCGUUCGUGGUCUAUAAUCUAUAUUAUAUCUAUAAAACACCAUAUGGCUAUUGUCUAUUAUGAUGAACGAACAGUUUCUUGUAAAACAAUUUAUAAAUCUAUUGAUCGUUCUCUUGUAAAAGAAACUAUCAUAAUAUCACAAACAAAAAAAAAUUAAAAAAAUUUCGACUGUCCAUAUUUAGAUAGUCUGGUCUGGAACACAGCUUUGCAAAUAAUAACACGUAAGGAAGGGAUAUUUUAAACAAAAGUAAAAUUUUUGAUUGUCCGAAGUUUACAAAAAUCAAUUUCGAAUCCCGUUCAGAGCGAAUUAGUACGAAUUCGAGUCGAAUAUACAUUAUCAGUAAAUAAUAAAGUUGCGUUACGGUCUUAUGACGACAAGUGUUAAUUUCCAUUUUGUCAAUUUCAUGUGGUCAUAUUGUCAUCACUUUCAGAUUCUUCGGCCAUAUUGAUGCAAGUCUGUCAAUUUUUUCUUUUCAAAUAAACUUGCAAUGAAUAAUGAAGGUA